Molecule: messenger RNA, 2821 nt
Organism: Arvicanthis niloticus (Nile rat)
Lineage: Eukaryota; Metazoa; Chordata; Mammalia; Rodentia; Muridae
Gene: Wasf1
Product: WASP family member 1
Biological process (GO): actin cytoskeleton organization; positive regulation of Arp2/3 complex-mediated actin nucleation
Cellular component (GO): cytoskeleton; SCAR complex; lamellipodium
Molecular function (GO): Arp2/3 complex binding; protein kinase A regulatory subunit binding; actin binding
Source: RefSeq, a predicted model, not a curated record
GCGGGGAGGGGGCGGCGCAGGGCAGCGGCGGCUCGCGGUGUUGUUCGCUCGCGCGUCGGGCGCACCGCGGCUCGGGCGAGCAGUGGGCGCCCCCGGCGGCAUUCCCGGCGGCCCGGCGCCUCAGCCAGUGCCCGGCGCGGCUUCCAUCCCGCAGCCGGACGCUCCCGAGGGGCUCCUGGUGGCGUCCCUGCGCCGAGCUGGACCGGCGGCAGCCGCCGAAGCAUGUAGAAGGGGUACGGCGCGAGCCCCCCACGGUUUCGCGGUGAGCUGGUACAGCCGCGGAGCUCAAGAUGCCGUUGGUGAAAAGAAACAUUGACCCUCGGCACUUGUGCCACACAGCGCUGCCCAGGGGCAUUAAGAACGAGCUGGAAUGUGUAACCAACAUUUCCCUGGCAAAUAUAAUUAGACAGCUGAGUAGCCUGAGUAAGUAUGCUGAAGACAUAUUUGGAGAAUUAUUCAAUGAAGCACAUAGUUUUUCCUUCAGAGUUAACUCACUGCAAGAACGUGUGGACCGAUUGUCUGUUAGUGUCACACAGCUUGAUCCUAAAGAGGAAGAAGUGUCCUUGCAGGAUAUAACCAUGAGAAAGGCUUUCCGGAGCUCUACGGUUCAGGAUCAGCAGCUUUUCCACCGUAAGACCUUGCCUAUCCCGCUGCAGGAGACAUACGAUGUGUGUGAGCAGCCGCCGCCUCUCAAUAUCCUCACUCCUUACAGGGACGAUGGAAAGGAAGGGCUGAAGUUUUACACCAACCCUUCAUAUUUCUUUGAUCUGUGGAAAGAAAAGAUGUUGCAAGAUACAGAGGAUAAGAGGAAGGAAAAGAGAAAGCAGAAGCAGAAAAAUCUAGACCGUCCUCAUGAACCAGAGAAAGUGCCAAGAGCACCUCACGACAGGCGGCGGGAAUGGCAGAAGCUGGCCCAGGGUCCAGAGCUGGCCGAGGAUGAUGCUGACCUCCUGCACAAGCACAUUGAAGUUGCUAACGGCCCAGCCUCGCAUUUUGAGACGAGGCCACAGACAUACGUGGAUCAUAUGGAUGGGUCGUACUCGCUCUCUGCCUUGCCAUUCAGUCAGAUGAGUGAACUUCUAACCAGAGCUGAGGAAAGGGUCUUAGUCAGACCCCAUGAGCCACCUCCACCUCCACCAAUGCAUGGAGCAGGAGAUGUGAAGCCCACACCCACCUGUAUCAGUUCUGCUACAGGUUUGACAGAGAAUCGCCCCCAGUCCCCAGCUGCAGGCAGAACACCCGUGUUUGUGAGCCCCACUCCCCCACCUCCUCCACCACCUCUUCCAUCUGCCUUGUCAACUUCUUCACUAAGAGCUUCGAUGACCUCAACUCCUCCCCCCCCAGUCCCUCCCCCGCCUCCUCCUCCCGCCACUGGUUUGCAGGCCCCAGCAGUGCCCCCACCUCCAGCUCCUCUCCAGAUCGCCCCUGGGGUUCUUCACCCAGCUCCCCCUCCAAUUGCUCCUCCUCUAGUACAGCCCUCUCCCCCAGUAGCUCGAGCUGCCCCAGUAUGUGAGACUGUACCAGUUCAUCCACUCCCACAAGGUGAAGUGCAGGGGCUGCCUCCACCCCCACCUCCACCUCCUCUACCUCCCCCUGGCAUUCGGCCAUCUUCGCCAGUCACAGUUGCAGCUCUUGCUCAUCCUCCCUCUGGGCUCCAUCCAACUCCAUCUCCUGCCCCAGGUCCCCAUGCCCCCUUAAUGCCUCCAUCUCCUCCAUCACAAGUUCUACCUGCCUCUGAGCCAAAGCGCCAUCCAUCCACCCUGCCUGUAAUCAGUGACGCAAGGAGCGUGCUGCUGGAAGCCAUUCGGAAAGGUAUUCAGCUUCGCAAAGUGGAAGAGCAGCGUGAACAGGAAGCGAAGCAUGAGCGGAUUGAAAAUGACGUUGCCACCAUCCUGUCUCGCCGCAUUGCUGUGGAGUACAGUGACUCGGAAGAUGACUCGGAGUUCGAUGAAGUAGACUGGCUGGAGUAGGAAAGCCGCAUGGCUCUGUACUGCAAGGAUGACUCGGAGUUCGAUGAAGUAGACUGGCUGGAGUAGGAAAGCCGCAUGGCUCUGUACUGCAAGGAUGACUCGGAGUUCGAUGAAGUAGACUGGCUGGAAUAGGAAGGCCGCAUCGCGCUGUAUUGCAAGGCUGAAUGCACAUGUCCCCCGUGGCGCUUGUUCUCUGAAAAUGUUCGGUCAUUCUAGUGUUUGCUUCCUAUUCCUCAUAAUGAAUAACCCUUCCCUCCAUAAUCUUUGAUUUCUAUGAAAGGUAUUAGCAUAUAUUUCAAACUAAAUAUUUUACAGUGGCUUAUCUUAAUUUCCCCCCCCCCCCCAGGAAAAAUAUAAUUUGGUCCAAUAAACUACUAAGUAUUAAGCAUGGACAGCCGUUAUUAGGGUAGCAGAUUCAGUUUUUGAUAGACCUUCAUUGUGCACUUUGUGAUUUUUUUGUUUUUUUUUUUUUUUUUUAAAUUUGAAGAACGCAGCUGAGAAUGGAAUCUUGAAGGCAGCUCUGUCCGUGAGUGACUCUUAUUCCGUUUCUUGAGGUUUUAAAUGAAGAAACACUGCCUCGAUUAUAUGAAUACACUCAGAAAGAACAUGUAGCUUGUAGUGUUGACUUCUCUUAAAGGAAUGGUUAGCUUUUGUUACCAUUUUAUUGUUUUUAAAUACUUGCCUUAUUUGAACGUUUAGCAGAUCCCCUUUCCCAAUAUAUUGUGUGGUACGGUUUUGCUUGCCUAUAGAAGUUUAAAUUUUCCAUGUGAAAUACUCAGAAUAAGCAUAUGUGUAACUUACAUAAUGUGAGAACUACAAUCUGAUGUAAUAAACGGUUCAUUUUAAAGGCU